AGCUCGGCACCUGAUACCAAAAAGUAAACAGGGUCGUCAAGAAUCAGGAGUCAGGCGUCUGUGCUAGACCUAGCCUAAAGGAGUUUGUCAUGUGAGCAGACCUUUGCAAUAAGGACCUAAUCUUGAGGAACACCGACAUGUUUUGUACGGGUUUGUUUUAAUUCUUUAAACGUGUGCAUUGUUUUUUGUUGUGCGUUGGUUGCGGUAGCAGGCUAAGCAGUUGAUAGCAGGCUAGCUUGUGCACUUCAGCCUUCCAUCGUAUCGUUACUUUUGCGGCGCGGUGGCACUCGGGGGCUGUAUACGUGGCUAUGACGUGUCUUUCUGUUAGCAUUGUCGAAAAAGUGGUUUGAGACUAUAUCUGUGUCGUUAAAGUGUUAUUCGGGCUACACCCACCUGUCACCCGCAAUGCCCUUCGCUUCCUGCAUAUUUCCCAGCAUGCCGUCAGCACCGAUGGCUUAAUUUCCAAUGGAGAACACUUGGUACGACGACUAGAUAAUAGAUCACUAGACAGAUGACCGCGAUGAAGCCUGACCACCCGAGUGUUGGUGCUGUGGCCGAGGAAGGAGCGUCGGAGCGUCUGAGCCGAAGAACCUACAGAAGUUCAUCCCACGUUCGGGGCCUGGUGGACGGGCUGCUGGCUCUCCGGCAGGGUGGCAUCCUGUUCGACGUGGUUCUGCAAGUGGAGGGUCGACCCAUACAAGCCCACCGCAUACUUCUGGCAGCCUCUUGUGAUUAUUUCAGGGGAAUGUUUGCUGGAAGCCUUCGGGAGAGCCAGCAAAAGGAAAUUCCAAUACAUGGGGUGUCAUAUUUGGCCAUGAACAAAAUACUGGACUACAUUUAUACUUCUGAGAUUGAGCUGGACCUGGAGUGUGUGCAGGAAGUCCUGGUAGCUGCCACACUAGUACAGAUUGAAAAUAUCAUCAACUUCUGUUGUGAGUUUCUCUUCUCCUGGCUGGAUGAGAGCAACAUUUUGGAAGUGCAUCGCCUCGCAGAGCUCUAUGGACUGCGGCAGCUUAACGCCAGGGUCCACUCCUACAUCCUCAGGAACAUUCAGAGUUUGUCACGAACUGAAGCUUACCGACAACUGCCACAAGAUGAAGUCUUCCGAGCGCUGAGCAGUGACAAGCUUCAGGUGAACAGUGAGAAUGAGGUGUAUGAGGCAGCACUUCAUUACCACUACAGUCCUGAGCAGGUGGAAACUGACCAGGUGUGUCUGCAGGUAUGUUCCAAGCAAAGUCUCAAGAUGCUCGAAGCUGUGCGUUUCUGUCUGAUCGACAAACAAGUGCUGGAGCGACUGCACGGCAGACUGAGCAAGUGUCCGCUGAAAGACUCUGUGUCGGCCGCUCUGCGCUACCACGAGCAGGAGAUCUGGCAACCCGUCCUCCAGAGUCCUCUGACCCAGCCGCGCUCCACCUUCCACUGCAUCUUGGGCUUCGGGGGUAUGUUCAAUUCCAGCUCCCUCACAGAGGGCGAGAACUUGUUUCAGGUGUUCCACCCGAGCUGGGGAGAGUGGAGGACUCUCGGUCCAGCUCACGCCAACCGACUGUCCAACCAGGGCGUCGCUGUGCUCAACAAUUUUGUUUAUCUUAUUGGAGGAGACAAGAACACAAGUGGAUUUCGGGCUGAGUCUCGCUGUUGGAGGUACGACCCUCGUCACAACACUUGGUGCUCCAUCCAGCCUCUGCAGCAGCAGCAUGCCGACCACUGUGUGUGUGUGUUGGGCGGAUACAUUUAUGCCAUCGGAGGGCGGGACUACAGCAGUGAGCUGGACACCGUGGAGCGCUACACCCCACACACCAACAAGUGGGAAUUUGUAUCGCCCCUGAAGCGAGAGGUUUACGCCCACGCUGGAGCAGCGGUUGAUGGGAAAAUGUACAUAACAUGUGGGCGCCGUGGAAUGGCGUACCUCAGGGAGACGUACUGCUUCGACCCCGCAGCCAAUCACUGGACACCGUGCGCAGAGGGCCCCACGGAGCGGGCCUGGCACGGCACGGCCGCCGUUAACGGGCGUGUAUAUGUUUUUGGAGGAAGCAAUGACGAGCGCGGAUAUCGGCGCGAUGUCCUGAAGGUGGCCUGCUUCGACCCUGCAGUCAACUCCUGGUCUCUAUUGUCCCCUCUCCCGGCUGGGCACGGAGAACCCGGCAUAGCGGUGCUGAACGCUCGCAUUUACAUCCUGGGCGGCCGUUCUCACGACAAGGGCCGCAGAAUGAAAUACGUUCACGCGUACAACACCGAAACAGACGAGUGGGAGAACGCUGCCGAGUUUAAGGAGUGCGUCUCGGGCCUGGCAGCCUGCGUGGCGCUGGUGCCCCCCGCUGUGAUCGCUCAGGCCAGAAGCUGGGAGCAGUGCACAAAGUAUCUGUGGGAAGACAUGGACAUGGUGAACACAGAGGAUUCUAGUGAGGAUUGAAACCAUGUAUCCAGCAUGUUGACACUUGUGAUGACAGCAGCCUAUUUUUCCAUCUGCCUGGUGACCACUUCGAGUGCCUCUGAAACUAAACGUCAUUUAGGACCCAAGCACCUACUUCAUCAUACUCUCAAACUCUGCACUAGUGCUGUUGUCUGGACGUCUUCAACUGGUAGAGGCAGUACAAAUGGUUGAUUCCCCUUGUUCUGUUGUUAUUUGCUCAGUAGGCUACAGUUUCCACAGACCACUAUGAACUUAUCUUUAGCAUUUAGUUGCAUGCUUAAGCAGUUACAGGUCAUAUCAGAGAGGAGUUCUCAUUGCUUCCAAAGCACAAGCUAUCGCUGUGACUUGGUUACACCUGGAGCCUGUGUAUUAAUCAGCAGAUGCUCAGAUGGACGCGAGGCCUGUUUCCUCUGUCAGAGUUGUAUGAUAAGUUGCCAUGUUUGUAAAUGUAUUUUGGGUGUCAGGUAUGUACAGUAUAUGACUGAUCAAAAGCAGCUUUUGUAUCAUUUUAUCAAACAUGCAUAAGGUAUUAAGGUUCUUUAAGGAAAUUCAAGAGUCUGAUGAAGACUAGUUUUACUUUUGGGUCCACGUCGAGCUUUGCUCCACGCUGCUGCUCGUUGCCUGACUGUUGAAAUAGGCAGACGAUAUGCUACCUGACUGUUGUCUGCACUACUAUGCAACCUUCAUGUCAUACAAAGCUUGAAGAAUAAAUAUAAUCAUAACUUAAAAAAGAUUAAUUUUAUCCUUAUCAUGAUUAACUGUUGGUCUUAAGAAGAGUUUGCUUUAAGGUACUGUUGGCUUCAUGAAUCCAAUAAAACGAGGGUCUUGGUGUUUCUGCAUCAGCGUUGUAGCACUGACACUUCUGUGAUGAUCAUGACAAGCUAAGGAUUUUCUACAUGCAUAACUUUUUGGGAGCUUUGACUUGUUCCUCAAAUAAAGGAUUUGACCUUU
Betta splendens (Siamese fighting fish) is the source of this 3361-nucleotide messenger RNA. It is a transcript of the gene klhl22, whose product is annotated as kelch-like family member 22. NCBI's taxonomy places the organism in Eukaryota, Metazoa, Chordata, Actinopteri, Anabantiformes, Osphronemidae. Gene Ontology annotation, cellular component: nucleus; cytosol; mitotic spindle. Gene Ontology annotation, biological process: protein monoubiquitination; positive regulation of TORC1 signaling; proteasome-mediated ubiquitin-dependent protein catabolic process. The coding region runs from base 512 to 2410 and encodes 632 amino acids. Gene Ontology annotation, molecular function: protein binding. The record is from RefSeq and is a predicted model, not a curated record. The transcript has 7 exons.